Gadus chalcogrammus (walleye pollock) is the source of this 2082-nucleotide messenger RNA. RefSeq names its product E3 ubiquitin/ISG15 ligase TRIM25-like. The coding region runs from base 366 to 1238 and encodes 290 amino acids. Lineage: Eukaryota; Metazoa; Chordata; Actinopteri; Gadiformes; Gadidae. Gene Ontology annotation, molecular function: zinc ion binding. The transcript has 2 exons. The record is from RefSeq and is a predicted model, not a curated record.
AGCCAAUAGGAGGUUAGUCUGAGAGGAGGGUCAACUGGUCCAACUGAUAAUUUCCUUGUUACCGAGUCGGAAGGUUUGGUGAUGCUCACUUCAUUACAGCAGUGAGAAGACCCAGGUAAUUUACUCCACUCUGAUCCGGGAUUCAUCAUACAUUUCUGUAACUUAUUGAUCAUAUCAAUAGGAAAGGUACUAUUUUACUAUCAUCAGGUAUGGGUUGAAAUCGUUAGUGUAUAUGUUGAGUACUCUCACCUGUCACUGUUCACUGCUGUUACUCAAAUCAAAACUACUGAUUGGCUACGACCUCUAUUUUACCAUUGUUAUACAUUAUAAAUGAUUAAACUUUAUUUAACAAUAGUUUUCUAGGAAUGGCCUCUGCGACAUCGUGGUCUCAGGAGGACUUCUCCUGUUCCAUCUGUCUGGAUGUGUUCAACAGCCCAGUUACCACACCAUGUGGACACAACUUCUGCAGAACCUGUAUUACAGUGUUCUGGGAUGACAUGGUCCAGUACAAAUGUCCUGUCUGCAACGAGCUGUUCCACACAAGACCUGUUUUACGGGUUAAUACCCUCAUAUCAGGGAUGGUUGAUCAGUUUAGAAGUUCUGUACGAGUCAAAGAGCAGCCUUGCGUUGAACCCGGAGAAGUUCCUUGUGACGUCUGUACUGGGACCCAGCUGAAGGCAGUGAAGUCCUGCCUGGUGUGUCUUAUCUCUUACUGCCAAGCCCACCUGGAGCCACAUCAGAGAGUCGCAGGCCUGAAGAAACAUCAGCUGGUCGAGCCUUUAGACCGUCUGGAAGACAGGAUGUGUAAGAAACACGACCGACUUCUGGAGCUCUUCUGCCAGACUGACCAGGUGUAUGUGUGUCAGUUCUGCACAGUGACAGACCACAAGUCACAUCCUGUUGUACCUCUGAAGGAGGAAUAUGAAGUGAAGACGGCCCAGCCGGGGAAGAUAGAGGCUGAACUUCAGCAGAUGAUCAAGGAGAGACAACGAAAGAUUAAAGACAUCAUAGACACGGUGGACCACAGCAAAGCAGACGCAGACAGAGAGAUAGCCGAUGGUGUGCAGGUCCUCACUGCUCUGAGGCGCUCUGUUGAAAAGUGUCUGGAUGAUCACAACAAAACGGUUCAAGAGAAACUGAAAUCCACAGAGAAAGAAGCUGAAGGCCUCAUCAAAGAGCUGGAGCAGGAAAUAAAAGAUCUGACCAAUAGAAGCUCAGAGGUGAAGCAGUUCACCUAAACUGAAGACCACCUCCACCUCCUCCAGACCUUCAGAUCCCUGAAGGAUCCUCCACCCACCAGGGACUGGACGACGGUGGAGGUCCGUCCUCCAUCAUACGUUGGGACCUUGAGGAGAGCCCUGGAUCAGCUGGAGGAGACACUGAACAUGGAGGUGAAGAAGGUGCCUGACCUGAGAUCAGUUCCACACAAGUAUAUGAGUGCCACCGUGUAAAAUAAGGUUGAGAAGAUAACCUUACACUAAAAAAUGUAGUCCAAAAAAACACGUAGCAUGCUUGCACACUCACAUCCAUAUGGCCCGUCGGCCUCCUCGGGAACGGGACUCGGCUGCAGCGGUCCGUCCUGUGAGCGUAUCCCGGUCCGGUCCUCGGUCCGGUCCUCGGUCCGGUCCUCGGUCCGGUCCUCGGUCCUACACUGGACCCACACGUGUCUCAUUAGCCCGUCUCCGCCUCCCUUUAUAUACCGCUCACCUGCGUCUGAUCGGCCUCCCUCGCGGGUGUUUCCUCUGAGCCAAUGCGCCAAUGCGGUCCCCGGCGCCCUCUGGGGGAGAAGGGUGAUAGACCCCCUGCACCACCGGUCCCCUGGGCUUCAGGGCCGCUGUGUCGGGCCGGGUUACCACAAUGUGUUCAAAACAUUGUUGUAUUAUAUUCAUAACGUUGUUGUUAAUACAUUCAUAAUAUCGUUGUUGUUUUCAUAACGGUAUUGUUGAGGUGUGUGUAUCUAUGUAUGUGUACAUAUGUAUAUGUAUGCAUGUGUUCAUAUCUAUGUUCAUGUACACAGAGCGCAGGAGAACAGUACUAGUGAUGAUGAUGAUGAUGAUGAUGAUGAAGAGCGGUUCAGUAGCU